AUGAAGAUUCAUCUCUUUUUCUUUAUUCUGCUCCUUUGGGUCACAAUAUUACCAGCCAGAACUAACAUGUCACCAAAGUACAGACUAGAGAGAUGUGAAAAAGUGCGAGGCAUGUGUAAGACCUACUGUGAUGAUGAUGAGUAUGAUUUCGGAUACUGCAUCAAAUGGAGGAACCAGUGCUGCAUAUGA
Molecule: messenger RNA, 189 nt
Organism: Microtus oregoni (creeping vole)
Lineage: Eukaryota; Metazoa; Chordata; Mammalia; Rodentia; Cricetidae
Gene: Defb110
Product: defensin beta 110
Exons: 2
Coding region: 1-189 (62 amino acids)
Biological process (GO): defense response to bacterium; cell chemotaxis
Molecular function (GO): chemoattractant activity; CCR6 chemokine receptor binding
Source: RefSeq, a predicted model, not a curated record